AAAAUGAUGGCUGGAAGUUGAACCGUUUCGACACCUUCAAUUUUAUAUUAUUCCAUUUUUAUUACGAUAAUACAGUGAAGCACACGAAAUCGAUCUGUGUAAAACAUAAAAUUCAUAAGCAUUUUGUAUAGAAAAUUAUUUGCAAGGAUUUUGUCAGGAUUUUCAAAAUUUUGCCAGUAAAAUGCAAGGAUUUUGAAAUGAAUUUGCAAGUAAUUCCACAAAUUCAUGUGGCAGCACUGUUAGCAGUGUUAGCACAAAGCAAGGAACGCUACGAAGGCACGGAAAGAAAAAGAGCAAUUUAACCUCAAUACCCUCUUUACCAAACAAAAGUCAUUUUAGCGGGAAGUUUAUUCACCAAAAUUAUGAGUGUUACUAGUGUUAGGCAUUUUCUUUGUUUCAGGUGAAAAAGCUGAAAGAUACACAGAGUGGUUAAGUACAAUAAUACGUAUCUGCUUGUUUUGAUUCAUUCUAUGUGGAAAAUCUAGUAUUGGAGUUGAAAUACUUGUGUUAGAAUGGCUGACUUCAAUUCACUUUGUGAGAAAUAUUUUGGAUGUUGUGAUUUCUAUGAAAUUUUGAAAGUAGAUCGCAAUGCGUCCGAAAAAGAAAUAAAAAAAGCCUACUACAGGUUGUCACUGCUGUUUCAUCCUGAUAGAGUGGAUGAUGACCACAAAGAGAUUGCUACAGAGAAAUUCAAGGCCCUAGGAAAGAUCCACUCUAUCCUACAGAAUCCAGACAAGCGCAAUCUGUAUAAUGAAAGUGGACAAUUUGAUGAUGAAAUGGACACUUCCUUCAAUUGUAUGGACUAUUGGAGAAACAUGUUCAAGAAGAUUGAGAUAAAGGACAUACAAAAGUAUGAACAAGAGUACAUUGGCUCAGACACUGAACUCAGAGACAUAAAAAGAGCAUAUGUUGGUGGAAAAGGUAAUAUGGAUGUCAUCUUGGAGAUGGUACCAUUCUCUAAUUGUGAUAGUGAGCCUAGAAUAAUAGAUAUAGUGCAAAAAAUGGUUGACAAUGAGGAAGUUGAAUAUUACAAAGCAUUCUUUAAUGAGAGUAAGGCAAAGAAAAUGAGAAGACACAGAAAGUAUGAGAAAGAAAAGAAAUUAUCUGAACAAAUUGACAUGGAAGAACUUGAUAAGCAAAUUGAAGCAAACAUGCAAAAAAGAGUGGCAGAGUUUGAUACAUUUAUUUGUGAUUUGGAAGCAAGAUAUGCUCCUAAAACCAAGAAGAAGAGGCUUAGUAUUACUGAUGCAAAGAAAAAGAACAAAAAGUCCAAGUGAAUUGUUAUAUUAUAGUGAUUCUGAGAUUCUGUGUACAACAAUUAAUGGUUCCUUUAUGGUUCCUUUUCAUUAACUGAUGGAUAAAAUGUAUUUGUCAAGUUUUGAGAAGUUGACAAAAAACCGGACAGCAGAACUUGAUAAAAUGUCUUGUGACUCUUAGGCCUGUUCGUUUGUGCUUGCUCUACCUGCUGAACUUGAUUUUUUUCUAUGACUUUCUCUGUUUACAUCAUGCCAUGGACAGAAACAACUAUGGAAAAAAUAGCAACUUCAGCAAUACAAACGAACAGGCCUCUUGUGUCAUGGUUUUUUUUUGUAGUUCUUCAUCUUCAUGGUACUAGUACUACUC
Messenger RNA from Phaedon cochleariae (mustard beetle), 1623 nucleotides. NCBI's taxonomy places the organism in Eukaryota, Metazoa, Arthropoda, Insecta, Coleoptera, Chrysomelidae. The record is from the annotation of a GenBank genome assembly.